Molecule: messenger RNA, 1765 nt
Organism: Daucus carota subsp. sativus
Lineage: Eukaryota; Viridiplantae; Streptophyta; Magnoliopsida; Apiales; Apiaceae
Product: UV-B-induced protein At3g17800, chloroplastic
Exons: 4
Coding region: 259-1512 (417 amino acids)
Source: RefSeq, a predicted model, not a curated record
AAAAUAAAAUUGCAGUCCCGUGUAGAAUUAAAACAGCAGCAGUGUGUGUCUAGCUUUGAAACCACACGUUGCUCACACACACAUAUACACACAAUAUCCCAAUAUAUAUAUCGCGUUGGCCGGCGAAUAACGUACUCAAUUAUUACAAUUUGCAACCCAAUUCUCAAUUCAACAACUCAUCCUUUCUUCUCCCUCUGUAUAUAAACACACCCCAUUUUCAUCACAAGCUUUAUAAACCCAUUUCGUUUUUCAAUCAGAAUGGAAACAGCUACUGCUCUGGGAUCUUCAUCUGUUGGUGUUGUUUCCGGGUCUUUUUCUAGAUCCGGGUUUCCCAUUUCGACCCGGCCCGAUUUUGUUCGAUUUAGCUCCACUUCUUCUUGGUCUAAGCAGCAUCUACCCCAUUCUUACUCCAAGUCACUUCGUUGGGGAUUGUCUGUUGGGAGCAAGAAGAGGCACGGUGCAAUCAAAGCAUCACUGUCUUCUGAUUCAACAGGACCGGCACCUUCAAUUGCUCCGCUGAAGCUGGAAUCUCCAGUUGGGCAGUUUCUGUCUGAGAUCUUAAAUAGCCACCCCCAUUUGCUUCCUGCUGCAGCUGAACAGCAACUUGAGCAGCUACAGAUUGACCGGGAUACCGAAAAACAGAAAGAAGACCCUACUAAGACGGGGACUGACCUAGUAUUAUACAGGAGAAUCGCGGAGCUAAAGGAUAAUGAAAGGAAAAAAGCUUUGGAAGAGAUCUUAUAUGCAUUGAUAGUGCAGAAGUUCAUGGAUGCCAAUGUUUCUUUAGUUCCUACCUUGGAUCCAUCAUCGGGGCGAGUUGACACAUGGCCCCGUCAAGAUGAGAAACUUGAGCAACUUCAUUCUCCAGAAGCCAAUGAAAUGAUCCAGAACCACUUAACUUUUAUUUUAGGAAAUCGACUGGGUGAUUCUUUAUCUGUUGCUCAGAUAAGCAAACUAAAGGUUGGCCAGGUUUAUGCAGCAUCAGUGAUGUAUGGAUAUUUUCUUAAGCGGAUUGACCAGAGGUUUCAGCUUGAGAAGACAAUGAAAAUCCUGCCAGAGGGGAAUGCUGAAGAGACCCACAUUGAACAAGUUACCGGGGAUGAGACAAGGCCUAAUGCCAAUAACGUUAGUAAUUCUUUUAAGAAUGCGCCACCACACCCAGAGGCGCCAUCCUGGUCUGGUGUUAUGGGCCCUGGGGGUGUAGCUGACGGAAUAAAACCAUCUCGACUGAGAACGUAUGUGAUGUCAUUUGAUGCUGAGACCCUACAAAGAUAUGCAAGCAUAAGAUCUAAAGAGGCCAUCAGCAUCGUUGAGAAACACACAGAAGCCUUAUUUGGUAAACCUGAAGUUGUUAUCACUCCUGAAGGUAGAGUUGAUUCCUCUAAAGAUGAAAACAUUACAAUUAGCUUGGGUGGUCUUAGACGACUCGUUCUGGAGGCUGUGACAUUUGGUUCUUUCCUUUGGGAUGUUGAGAGCCAUGUCGAUUCAAGGUACCAUUUUGUUGCAAAUUAAGCCUUUCAUCGACGACUGGCAAGGACAGAAGCCAUGGUGCUACUCCCUAGUUUAAGAAGUUAUUAGUACUGAAAUAGGGUACAAACCUAAAAAAACCGAUUCACCUGUAUAUAAAGUACGGUUUGCUUAAAGACGCUGUAGUUUAAUACAUCGUUCAUAUAACUUUGUUGUAGGGAUAAAUGACCGUCUCGAGCUUGGCCAAAAUGGGAUGAUUGAAUUUUUAUUUUUUUUAAGGCAAAUUAGAACACUGAAA